Molecule: messenger RNA, 1737 nt
Organism: Culex quinquefasciatus (southern house mosquito)
Lineage: Eukaryota; Metazoa; Arthropoda; Insecta; Diptera; Culicidae
Gene: Cpr67B
Exons: 3
Coding region: 381-1526 (381 amino acids)
Cellular component (GO): chitin-based extracellular matrix
Molecular function (GO): structural constituent of chitin-based larval cuticle
Source: RefSeq, a predicted model, not a curated record
CGCGUCCCGGACGGGCCGCCCAGUUAUUGUUUUUUGAACCGGCGACCGGCGUGGAGGUCGUCCCUGUGAUUGUGAAAAAAAGUCAGGUUGCGCAGUUAUUCGCGAGCGCACGCGUUUCGGGAUCACCGCGCGCAAGGACGGAAGACCUUGAACCUGAGCAGCAUCAACCUUUGAGAAGAGGAGGAAGUGAUUGAAAAAAAAAGACAGUGGUUUGGAAAACGAUUCCAGAGCUUUUUGGAGUUAAUUGCAGAACAGACACGAAACGAACAGAACUGUGGAGGAGUGGUGAUUGAAUUUUAAUUAAAAGUGAAAUUGGGUAUUUUAUUUCCCUUUCUUCAACGAGCGUGAAUCGUGACCAAGUGGGGGAGAACGCGUGAAUAAUGAUCAAAAUUAUACUGAUGUUGGCGAUUUCCGCCCCUUCGCUGCUUCUGGCCGGCCGAAUUCAGCGGGUGAACCUGUCUCCCGAGGAAGCCCAGUCGUACAUCACCCAGCAGAGUUUGGACCUGCGCUACGCCAAGAAACUGGGCGAGCAUCCGCUGGGUUACUUCCGCAACAUUGAGGAUCCCGAGAAGGCGAAAUUCUUCCACAAUGGCCGACUGAUUGAUAAGCCGGAAGACUAUGUCGAGGAGGUGUACGAGGCGAACCAGUUCCAUGGACAGGACGGUUUGGGCCGCGCCAUGUUCGGCUACACCGACUACAACCAGGCCCGACUGGAGGCUCGUAAUGCCAACGGUGAAGUGCGCGGCUCGUACCAGUACAUCGACCCGUUCGGCGAGGAAGUCAUUGUACAGUAUUGGUCCGACGGGCUCGGCUUCCACCAGGUUGACAACCGUCCGGAGGUGCGGCUGGAACCGGUCACGGAAACGCCCGAAGUGCGCGAAGCUAGAAUUGCUCACUUGAAGGCUUGGGAGGAGGCGGCUAACCUGGCACGGUCUGGAGGCCCCUCGGGAGUGAACUACAACAAGCCUGUCCAGAACACGGUUGAUGACGAAGAGGAUGAGGUCGUUGGGGCUCUGUCGAAUCAGCACCAGAGUUUGGUCCGUUACCCAACGCUGCCCUACUCGGACCACAUCGCUCCCGAAGGUGCCGCUUCCGACGAUGCCGUUGUGGUUGAAGCAGUCCGUAGUCUGAAGAAGCGUCAAAACGAUGAAGUUGGCUCCGCUGACCAACAGGACGAUGAGCCCCAGUACGACCCGAAGGGUUUCUUCUACAGCUUCGAGUACCCAGUUUACACGAUCUCGGAAACGGAAGCCGCCAAGAGUCGCACCCAGAAGUUCAAGCGUUCCAACCCGCCUGCCGAACUCCAGGUCGAAAGUGAACCCCUCGUCAAGACCGUCGCCGUCGAGGAGCCCAAACCGGUGGUAAAGAGCGUCGUUGAACCGGUCGUCGAAGCGGAACCGGUUGAGCAGCAGCAAACCGAGGACAACCGGGUGUCGCUGAAGGCCAUCCAAACCGGCGAACAGCUGGUGGCCGCGGUUCACGACGUGCAGAUCUCGCCCAAGCAGAAGCUCAACAGUGAGCAGUGAAUGACAAGAGAUUUUGAUAGCUCCCAGUAAUGAGAGCGCGUUUCAAGAGAAAAAAAAAUACAGCAAAAGAUCUCCCCAGAAGUGUGCAACAGGACGAAAUCUUGAAAAAUAAAACGAAGUGAUGACAAAUGUACAAGCGAAGCAAAUUGUAAAAAAAAUGACGAAUAAAUACUCAAAACGACGAACAAUAAAGGCAAAAACUGUGAAAAAA